Messenger RNA from Sinocyclocheilus grahami, 342 nucleotides. Its product is annotated as ES1 protein, mitochondrial-like. The transcript has 3 exons. Bases 46 to 342 code for a protein of 98 amino acids. Gene Ontology annotation, cellular component: mitochondrion. Lineage: Eukaryota; Metazoa; Chordata; Actinopteri; Cypriniformes; Cyprinidae. The record is from RefSeq and is a predicted model, not a curated record.
CGUAAUGGAGCGCGUUUUCAGAUCUUUGCCCCAAACCAGCAGCAAAUGCACGUCGUGGACCACAUGAAGAUGCAGCCAUCAUCAAGUGACAACAGGAACAUGAUGAUGGAGUCUGCGCGAUUCAGCCACGGCCAGGGCAUGAUGCAGAUGAACGAUCUGUCCAAACUGGACGUUAACAGCUUUGACGCCGUCAUCUUCCCUGGAGGCCACGGAGUAGUCAAGAACCUGUCCACCUUCAGCAAAGACGGCAAAGACUGCAAGCUGAAUAAUGAUGUGGAAAGAAUUAUGAAGGAAUUCCACCGCUCUCGCAAGCCCAUUGGGUAUAUGACUCUAAAAUAUUAA